Diatraea saccharalis (sugarcane borer) is the source of this 2726-nucleotide messenger RNA. The record is from the annotation of a GenBank genome assembly. Lineage: Eukaryota; Metazoa; Arthropoda; Insecta; Lepidoptera; Crambidae.
GAAAAAAGUUCUACGUUCUUGGUACAAUAAAGAGCUUAUUUAUAGAAAAUUGAUUUAUAACUUUAUCUUCAGGCAGUAUUUAAUAUUAACUUACUUGUGUGUAUACACAAUAGACGUAUGUCUAUUUGUGAUUUGAACAAACUAUGUGACGCGAUAAUAUCCAACAAUUUUGGACUGUGACCAAAAUUAUCCUUAAAAAAAUAUCUCAAAAGGAUGUGCGCUUUAGUACAGUAAUCGAUAAAAAUAAACAAAAUUCAAAAUGUCAAAUCGAAGAGACCGAUCUCGCUCACCAAUGAGAGUAGAGAGUGUGGGUAAGAGAAGAGAUAAUAAGCAGCUUGAAAAUAUGAAGCCAACAGACAUGAACACAAUGUUAAAUCCUUUGAUGAUGCAGAACAUGUAUUCACAAGGCAAUAUGAUGAUGGCUGGGGGUAUGUAUCCAAACAUGCUCAUGCCCAGCAUGAUGAGUGGAGGAAUGAUGCCUUCAGCUGGAAUGGAAAUGAUGUCAAGUGCUGGAAUAGAAAUGAUGCCACAAGCCUCUAUAGAUAUUUCAUCAAUGGGAGGUGCUAUGGGUGCACAGUCUAUGGCUCCAACUGCCGCAUCUAUGGACAUGUCAAUGAUGAGUGGUAUGGUCAUGGAUCCAUCUAUGAUGCAAAUGUAUUCAGGUAUCAGCAAUGACAUGACCAGUGCCCAAGAGAAAAAGGAGAUAUUACUGAAACAUUGUAAGUUGAUUCCUCCAGCAAUGGGAACACCUCAACCACCUCGAAGAGCUCGUCCUCCAGGCUGUAGGACAAUUUUUGUAGGAGGCCUACCUGAAAAGAUAAGAGAAAGUACUGUAAGGGAUAUAUUUGAACCCUAUGGAAGAAUACACACUUUACGUUUGUCCAAAAAAGACUUCUGUCACAUAAGAUUUGAUAGAGAAAAUUCAGUUGAUGCUGCCAUGCAGUUAUCUGGAUAUCGUAUUAAACUUAUUAACAAGGAUAAAGACAAAGAUGGCGAGGAUGAUGAAGAUUCAAAAGCAACAUCAGGUUGGCUUCAUGUGGACUAUGCCUUGAGCAGAGAUGAUCAAAAUGAAUAUGAGAGGAAGCAGCGUCAAGCAUUGCGUGUCCAACAAGCGCAGAUGCAGCAACUAUCUGCACAACAGGAGCUAGUACGCAGCAAUACAAGUUCUUCAUACCGAAGAUCACCAUCUCCUAUGAGAAUUCAACCAUUUUCAAAUGCCGCUAUACUACAACUUGUUGAGAAAAUUAAGAGUGAAGAACAAUUUGCAAACACACUGCCAACUUUAAUUGCAUGGUUGGAGAGGGGUGAAUGCUCUAAGAAGAAUUCUAACCAAUUUUAUUCUAUGAUACAAGCAACAAAUUCACACAUACGGAGAUUAUUCAGUGAAAAAAUGCAAGCUGAAGAGGAACUGCAUGAAUGCAAGGAGCGAGUCAAAAAGAAUAUUGAAAAAGUUUUUGAACAACUCGAGCAGGUGGCGAAAGUGUUUACAGCAGCCGCCCAUCAACGCGUUUGGGAUCACUUCACUAAACCUCAAAGGAAGAACAUAGAGACUUGGCAGAAAAUGACACAGGACUUCAAUACAUUGAAGGAAGAAUUUAAUGAGAAGUUUUUCAGUGAUGAAAAUGAAUACAACGGUUACAAUAAUAAACCUUUAGAAAUUGGCAACACUGUCAAUAAUGAUGAUUAUAUGCAACUUAAGAUUGAGAAUGAUAGUCUGAAAUUUCAAUUAGAGGCAUACAAAAAUGAAGUGGAAGUAAUCAAGGCUGACGCUAAAAAGGAAAUGGAGAAAUUCAAAGCGCAAUUCAUUGCAAGACAAGCUUUGCAAGGAGCAAUGGACACAAAAAAUCCUCCAUUGCCGUCACCAGUAGCGAAGCCCCCUCCUCCCCCGCCUCUACCUGAAGAUUUGGACUCGAAGGUCCACUUGAAGGAGGCUGUGGAAGCUGGCUGUGGUGAAGCGAAACUUAUAGGCGUCAUGUCCGCGUUUUUACAGGUUCAUCCCCAUGGCGCCAGUCUCGACUAUGUGGUGUCGUAUGUACGUGCUUUAUUUCCUCACGCGUCACAAGCGACUAUACAUCACGUGCUCCAAAAGCAUCCUGACGUUUUCCAACGCACCACAUCCGGAGUAGGUGCCAAUAUAGAACAUAAGUGGUCCUUUGUGGGCUUUAAUGAGGAAGAUAAUGAAAAAGUAUAAUAUACUGAAAAGAUACAUAUCGAAGAUGUAAAAUAUACUAACCAACAUGACAGUAAUGUUAUUGAUGAAAUUUAUCAAUACUAAUGUACACUUGUGGUGAGCAUUUAUAAAGAAUAAUAUGAGUCUGUGAAUAAGAGUUGGAAGUAUGGUAAAGUAACAGAUUGUGGUAUAAAUGUUAAUGAAUAGAAUGUCAAUUUUUGAUACUCUUAAUAAUCCUUACGGAGGUAAGGUUGAUGUCUUCACCAUACAAUUUAAAUAAUCAUUAUAAAGAAAAAAUUAAGGCUGUGGGAAUUGGCCACUAUGGACUUUAAUGGAAAUGGCCAACAUUCAACAACGAGGGAAGAUUUAGGAAUCAUAAAUUGGCAAAAAUAAUACUUUAGUAUUAUUAUUAGCUGAAUUGUGACAUAGGGAACAGUAUUUUUUGAUGUGGGACCUACUGGUAGUAUAAGUUCAUAAUUAUCUGUGAGAACAAAUCGUGUUGCAACUUAUCAAAUAACAUUUUAAGUUCUUUUUUAUCAACAUGGAUGUAUGUGGU